AAAAGAUUCGAUUCACUUGUAUGAGUAAAAAUUACUAUCCCACUAAACAUCCACUCGCGUGAUGGCGCUGUGUGCUGCGUUUGUUGAGAGCGGAUUGUAAACACACGGCUAUGGCUGCUGAGAGGGGCGGAGGCGACAACAACGCUAACGACCAAAUGGGGAACCAACUACAACUUCAGCCAGAAAAUGAAGAGGAAGAAGAGGAUGAUAUGGAGACGGAGGAUCGAGACGGUGAGGAUGCAGAAAAGCCAAGUAUUAUAAACUUUGACACAAGUCUACCAACUUCACAUGCAUAUCUGGGCUCAGACAUGGAGGAGUUUCAUGGCCGUACCCUGCAUGACGAGGACAGUGUGCAGAAUCUGCCGGUCCUUCCCCACAUUGCUCUCAUUCUGAUCCCAGGUCAGACGCUACCCUUGCAGCUUUUCCGACCACAGGAGGUCAGCAUGUUCCGCAACCUCAUAAGCCAAGACCGCACGUUUGCAGUGCUUGCACACAGUCCUGAUGUGAGUGGUGCGGAGAUAAAGGCAGAAAUUGGGACGACUGCAGAAAUCUAUGCCUUUCGUGAGGAACAGGAAUACGGCAUAGAGACAGUAAAGAUCAAAGCUGUUGGACGGCAGCGCUUCAGAGUGCAUGAAAUACGCACACAAGCAGAUGGGAUUCGUCAGGCAAAAGUACAGAUAUUACCUGAGAGGAUUCUUCCAGACCCUUUAUGUGCACUGCAAUUCCUGCCCCGCUUGCAUAUAUACACACCACAGAUCAAACAGUCACAAGCAACACCACCACAGGAUCGGUGCAGCCAGAUUUAUAGACAGGUGACUGAUAAGAUCCAUUGUGCUAGUAUGACCUCGUGGCCUCCCUGGGUGUAUGCCUUAUAUGACUCUAAAACUCUCAUGAGCAGAGUAAAGAAACAACUCCAUGAAUGGGAUGAAAACCUCAAAGAUGAGUCCCUGCCUACAAAUCCCACAGAUUUCUCAUACAGGGUGGCCGCAUGUCUACCAAUAGAUGAUGCUCUGCGACUGCAACUACUGAAGAUUGGCAGUGCCAUCCAGAGACUGCGCUGUGAGUUGGACAUCAUGGACAGGUGCACCUCUCUCUGCUGUAAACAGUGCCAGGAUACAGAGAUAACCAGCAAGAAUGAGAUCUUCAGUCUAUCUCUGUAUGGGCCAAUGGCAGCAUAUGUGAAUCCACAUGGUUAUGUUCACGAGACGCUUACAGUCUACAAGGCCAACAACCUCAACCUGAUUGGACGACCUUCCACACUGCAUAGUUGGUUUCCAGGGUAUGCGUGGACAAUUGCUCAGUGCAGGACCUGUGGCUCUCAUAUGGGCUGGAAGUUCUCAGCAGUAAAAAAAGAUCUGAGUCCACCUCGGUUCUGGGGUUUGACUCGUUCUGCCCUGUUACCGACAAUCCCACAGGGCGAGGAGGGUGUCGAGGGGUCACGCUUGCUGUGCCUGUAAUGUGAUCUGAGGAUUACUAGUGACCUUUAACCCCUUUAACCCACAAGCAUAUGCUCCCCUGUGGGUCUCCUCUAUCACCCCAAAAACACGAGACCCCAAAACCUCACCCAGAAAGAGAGAGAAAGUGUGUUUGUGAGUUUAUAUGUGUAGAUGUGUGCAUGAACAGGUAGAGGAAAGAAAAAGGGGACAGGAAGCAUAAGA
Molecule: messenger RNA, 1658 nt
Organism: Carassius carassius (crucian carp)
Lineage: Eukaryota; Metazoa; Chordata; Actinopteri; Cypriniformes; Cyprinidae
Product: protein cereblon
Exons: 11
Coding region: 111-1457 (448 amino acids)
Biological process (GO): protein ubiquitination
Cellular component (GO): Cul4A-RING E3 ubiquitin ligase complex
Source: RefSeq, a predicted model, not a curated record